AUAACUGAGUUUCUUUAUUUCUCUUUAUUUUCCCAGUUGGGAGGCUGUGGAAUCCUUGGAGUAGGCAUCUGGCUGGCUGUCACCCAAGGGAACUUUGCCACCCUCUCCUCUUCUUUCCCGUCCCUGUCAGCUGCCAACCUGCUGAUCGUCACAGGGACAUUUGUCAUGAUCAUUGGCUUCGUGGGCUGCAUAGGUGCCAUCAAAGAAAACAAGUGCCUCCUGCUGAGUUUUUUUAUCAUGCUGUUAAUUAUAUUUCUGUUGGAGCUCACUGUUGUGAUUCUGUUCUUCGUCUACACCGACAAGAUUGACAAGUAUGCUCAGCGGGACCUGAAGAAAGGGCUUCAUUUGUACGGGACAGAUGGAAAUAUUGGCCUAACCAAUGCAUGGAGCAUCAUUCAAACAGAUUUCAGAUGCUGUGGAGUCUCCAACUACACUGACUGGUUUGAAGUGUACAACACAACCCGGGUGCCCGACUCCUGCUGCUUAGAAUUCAGUGAGAACUGUGGACUCCAUUCCCCAGGGACCUGGUGGAAAGCGCCUUGCUACGAAACGGUGAAAAUAUGGCUCCAGGAAAACUUACUAGCAGUGGGAAUCUUUGGAUUGUGCACAGCUAUGGUGCAGAUUCUCGGACUCACCUUUGCCAUGACCAUGUAUUGUCAGGUAGUCAAGGCAGACACCUACUGCGCAUAGAUACCGUUCCCAGUCUUUCUGCUCCUCCUCCCAAGGACACAGGAGAAUCUCCUUCAUGCUCAUUCAUCUGACUUUUUCCCCCCUUUGUACUAUGAACUGUGUAUAAUGCUAUCUUUCUGAAGCUCUUGUGAAUCACCC
This is a messenger RNA of Leptosomus discolor (cuckoo roller), 828 nucleotides long. NCBI's taxonomy places the organism in Eukaryota, Metazoa, Chordata, Aves, Leptosomiformes, Leptosomidae. The record is from RefSeq and is a predicted model, not a curated record.